Esox lucius (northern pike) is the source of this 4667-nucleotide messenger RNA. It is a transcript of the gene edrf1, whose product is annotated as erythroid differentiation regulatory factor 1. Gene Ontology annotation, molecular function: protein binding. Gene Ontology annotation, biological process: positive regulation of DNA-templated transcription. The transcript is spliced from 25 exons. The record is from RefSeq and is a predicted model, not a curated record. NCBI's taxonomy places the organism in Eukaryota, Metazoa, Chordata, Actinopteri, Esociformes, Esocidae. Bases 400 to 4173 code for a protein of 1257 amino acids.
GCAAAACGCAACAAGUGGUCAACAAGUGGUGCAGGUACUGAUUGGAAGACUGCAACACGGAGAUGUUCAUGCUAUUAAAGGAGGGGAUAAUUAUUUGUUAGCUAGCUAAUUCUACUGAAAUCAUCCGUCCCAAAUGAACAAUAAUGCUCCUUGAUGUUUGAAGCUAGCUUUUAGUUACCUAACCAGUACUCUGUGGGUUAGAAGUGUUGUGGCUAGCACUUGCAGUUAGCUUGUAACUGUGUAUUCGUGGUAGAUAUUUCAGCCAGCUAACGUUAGCAAACUAUGGACGUCUACACCAAGGCAAUAUUUUGCUCUUUUUGUAGCAAAUAGCUAAGGCAGCUAAUCAUUUGGUCAGCAUUUGUUUUUGUAGCAAAUAGCUAACGUUAGCAUAGGUAGAAAAUGAGUUCAGCUCAAGAGAACCGAGAGGAUGGCGUCCCUCCAGACCGUGGAAUUGAAGAAGUGGAUGGAGGUGACAGUGCUGGCAGUACCAGUGGUAGACAGGAGUCAGAGACGUGCCUUGGCACCAACGAAAUAAAGAGCCGUGCUGUGGUGAAGUACUCUGCUGCGCCUCCACCCACUACCUAUGCAUUGCUACAGGAAAAGACGGACCUGAAACUGCCUCCUGCCAACUGGCUCCGGGAGAGUCCCCAACUUGGGCCGGCAGGGUCCACUGUACUUGGGUCCAGCAGCAAGAGCAAGCCUUUCUCCAGUUUUGGGAUGGCUUAUGACUUCAUUGAUUCCAUUGGGGACGAUGUUGAUGUUGUGUCAGACUCUGAGAACAUAAAGAAGCUGUUGAAGAUCCCCUAUAGUAAGUCCCAUGUUAGUAUGGCCGUCCACCGCGUGGGAAGGACACUCCUCCUGGAUGAACUCGACAUUCAGGAGCUCUUCAUGAGGUCUUCUCAGACAGGAGAUUGGACAUGGCUGAAGGAGUUUUACCAGAGGCUAAUAGACCAGAAGUGGCAGAGGAAAAAGAAGAGUAAAGAACACUGGUACCAAAAAGCAAUCCUUUCCAAGUUCCUCUACUACAGUAUAAAUGGUGAUGGAGCUGCAGAGCCUGUCCCGGACUCUGACAACCCAGAGGAGAGAGAUGAUGAGUGUGGAGCAGAGGAGUUUGGUCCCUCCUGGCCCGCUACCUUCACCAACACUGCUUCCGACUCGGAGGAGUCUGCCGCACACAAAGAGGAAAGUGCUCCACUGGACAGCAAAUAUGCACUGGGACAAGUAGCUUCCAAAGAACAGAACCUAGCUACACUAUUUAAUGAGGGGGAGAACAGUCAGGGUUUGAGGAAUGACUUUGUGAGGAACAUCUUGUGGACAUUUGAGGACAUCCACAUGCUGGUGGGGUCCAAUAUGCCUAUCUUUGGAGGAGGACGCUACCCAGCUGUCAGCCUUCGGCUCAGGGAUAACAACAAGCCAAUCAACAUUCUCACGGGUAUUGACUACUGGCUGGACAAUCUGAUGUGCAAUGUUCCAGAGCUUGUCAUGUGCUUUCAUGUCAAUGGCAUCGUCCAGAAAUAUGAGAUGAUAAAAACAGAGGACAUCCCUGAUCUGGAAAACUCCACCUUCUCAACCAGGGUUGUAAAAGACAUCGCCCAGAACAUUCUGUCCUUCCUUAAGUCUAACUGCACCAAAGAGGGCCACACCUACUGGCUCUUCAAAGCUAGUGGAAGUGACAUUGUAAAACUAUAUGACCUCACCACGCUCUGUGAGGAAGCAGCAGAGGAGAAAUGCCAGAACCCGUUCACCCUACCUGUGGCCGUGCUUCUUUACAAGGUGGCUAGCAACAUGAUGCUAAAGAAGAUCCAGAACAGGAAGCACUAUGGGACAAUCAGAACGUUGCUCCUCAACUGUGUCAAGCUCCUGGACCAGGACAGGCACCCACAGAUUAUAGCGUCCGCUCACUACAUGCUGGCAGAGCUUUUCCAGUUAGACGAGCCUCCAGAAGAGGGAGUUGGGGGAGAUUCCCUGCCGGCUGGGGGCUCAGAGGACAGCUACAGUGACGAUGAAGAGGAUCCAGAAGACCUACCAGAGGACAGUGAUGAGAACGGCUGCUGUGGUACCACUUCGGACCCACAGGAUGACAGCAAAGCUGUAGCCAUCAUCAAAUCAGUGGGGGAACUGUCAGUUCCAGAGAAAUACAAAUCUACUCACCAGAUCAGGCCAAUUUAUGCAUUCCCUGUCUCUCAAGACAAGGAGGAAAGAUGUCGGCACGUCCUUAGCUACGUCCUAAAGGGCCUGAAAGCAGUAGAUGGCAGCAUUAAGAAGGAGAGUGACCUGCCAGCUGCUGACCCAAACACCCCAAUCCCCCUGAAGUAUGAAGACGGGAGUAAGGAUGUGGAGAAAGGGAUGGCGCUCCUCCUGGACAGAGGUCGGCCAUCACUGACCCAUCAAGCUGGUCCAUUCCAGGAGGACUUGAAGCAUCCCACCCGGUCAGGAAUGAUCCCCGGUUCCUGGCAGCAUCGUAUGAAGCAGCAGCUCUUCUUCAAGGCGUCCAAGGCCUACUACGUACUGUCGGACGCCGCCACCAACCUGCGCAAGUACGGCAGAGCCCUGCGCUACAUUAAACUGGCCCUGCAGUGCCACGACGCCUACUGUUCGGUGAGCAGUGUGUUGCACCCAAGGGUGUUGAUGUUCCACAGCCAGUGUCUGUCCCUGUGUGGGGACAUCCAGCUGAUGCUGGCCCAGAACGCCAGUAACCGCGCUGCCUACCUGGAGGAGUACAGCUACCAGACCAAGGAGGAUCAGGAGCUGCUGCACAGCCUCCACAGAGAGAGUAGCUGCCAGGAUCAGUCUGGCCUAUCUGACUGUCCCCCAGCCUUUAACAUGGCCACUGACCUGGCCACGGACCCAGAGUACCAGCUGUUCGUGAGCAGUAAGUGUUACGAGGCGGCCCACGAGCUGCUGACCUCCAGGGCGGUGAAGGAGCACGGGCCAGAACAGCUGGCCCAGGUGUUGAAGAGACUGGGCAACAUACGCAACGAGAUUGGAGUCUUCUACAUGAACCAGGCCGCCGCCAUGCAGACCGAGAAGGAAGUGAAGAAGGCUGUGUCUGUAGCUGAGCAGGAGAUGUGGAAGAAGAGUUUCUCGUGCUUUGAGAAGGGCAUGAAGGACUUUGAGGCUAUUAAAGACAGCACCAACACCUCCCUGCUGCUGUGCAACACGGGCAGACUGAUGAGGAUCUGCGCCCAAGCCCACUGUGCCGUGUCUGACGACCAGAGCAGAGGAGAGUUCUCCCCAGAAGAGGCUCUCUAUUACAACAAGGCUAUAGACUACUACCUGAGGGCUAUGCGAUCCCUGGCCACCAGAGAGAACCACCCUGCAGUGUGGGACUCUGUCAACUGGGAGCUGUCCACCACAUACUUCACACUGGCCACGUUGCUGCAAGACUACGCUCCUCUGUCCAGAAAGGCCCAGGAACAGAUUGAGCGGGAAGUUACCGAGGCCAUGCUGAAGUCCCUGAAGUACUGUGACCUGCAGACUGAGUCGGCCCGACAGCCCCUCUACCAGUACAGAGCUGCCACCAUCCACCACCGCCUGGCCUCCAUGUACCACAGCUGCUUCCGCAACCAGGUGGGGGAUGAGCACCUGAGGAAACAGCACAGGAGCCUGGCCGAGCUUCACUACACCAAGGCAGCCCGCCUCUUCGUCAGCCUGAAGGACGCACCCUGUGAGCUGCUUCGCACGCUGCUGGAGAGGGUGGCCUUUGUCGAGUUCACCAUGGCAGGUCAGAGCAGCAGUGGGGCCAAGCUAAAGACCCUGACAGGGGCCCUGGACAUCCUGAUGGAGACUCAUCACGCCUUCCUGCUUGUCCGUAAAGAGCUGCUAGAGGAACAAACGGCGAGAGACAGCCAAGAGUCGCCAGAAACCCCUGACAGUGGUGCCGAUAGUCCCACCUCUUUAGGGCUGAACAGAAAGGAAGUGAUGCAGCUGAUUGGUGUCUUUGAGCCCAGUUUCUCCUUCCUGAUGCUGCAGCUGGUCAAGCUGAUGACGGGCAUGAAACGCAAACCAAGCAAUAAGGACGAGGACCUUCUGAAGACUUAUAAGAAUGUUUACUCAAAGCUACUACGUGCUGAAAAGACUGCUCCGCUCCUCAGCCGCGUUGACCUUUUUCUCGACCUCCUGCAACAACUGAUCCAGCAGACAGGAAGUGGUGACCAUGGGGCAUCGUCAUGACAGCAUUGAAAAUAACACAGAAAUCUGCUCAAGUACACCUGCAAUGUGAAAGCUUCACUAGCCGUGCCUUAUUACUUGUUCUACCACAUAUCUUCACUCCUUUGGCAGAUUUAUUAGAAUUACUCACAUCACAUUUUCAGUGGAAUAUGUUUUCAAAUCCUCUUUACAACACUAUAUGUAAAAAAAAAAUACUGAACUAAUUGACAAAUGUGUCAACGUUUCGAGUAUUGUUAUUUUAAUGGGAUUGGGUCUUAUAAACCUGAAUUAUAGUAAUUAUGAUGUGAAGAAACAGGGUCAGAAAGGCAUUUUCAGGUUACAGAAACUGAAAUAAAGUUCACGUUACAACUUGUCAAAAUGACUAUGUGCAAAAGCAUGCAGGCAAUGUUCAAUGCAAACUCUCCAUUUAACGGAUGUGUACAGGUUGCUGUAUUUAUUUGAAUGUGCGCCAGCAUGUUUGCCCUGAUUUGAAAUAAAAGUUUGAAUGAUAUUUCUGA